AUGAAAGGUUUACUCCGAGAGAUGGGUUUCGGGCGGGCGCCCCACAACCCUGACGACGAUGUCUUUCAGCUCAACGUGAUGGACAGGGCGGGGGCCAUCAGUAACAUGAUGGGCUGGACUAUGCUUAGGUUCGACCAAGUCCUGGACCCGGUGAAGCUGCGAGAGUCGCUCGUCAGCGUCAUAAAGACGGGAGACUGGAGGAAGCUCGGCGGCAGGUUUCGCAGGAAUUCCAAAGGUCACUUGGAGAUCCAUGUACCCAAGGAGUUCACCGAACAACGACCGGCCCUGGGUUUCUCACACGCAGUCCAUACCUGCCGUGUUCAAGAUCAUGAGCUAGGCCGUCAGCUGCCAACAUAUGAGCCGGAAGAGAUCUGCUUGGCGCCAUCGCCCACUUUAUUCCACGAAUUUGCACAGCCGGAAGGAGUGCCCCAGACUCUGAACGACUAUCUGUGUUCAGAUCUCCCCCAGCUGUGGCUUCAUAUUGUGUCCUUUGAGGACGCUACAUUGACAUGUUUGACAUGGCCGCACGCAACUAUGGAUGGUGGCGGGCUGGCAGAGCUGUUGAUGGCAUGGGCAUACACGCUCGCAGGCCUUCCAAAGGAGGUACCGCCCUGCCUGUCGUUGAAGUACGACCUCCUCGACGACCUCGUCUCGGAUGCCCCUGACAGAAUCGUGAUUAAAGAUGAGAGGUAUUUCAACGCAGAUAAGGUAGUAUCAUUCGCACUCAUGCGAAUCAUGUGGUUGGUGAUGCUGGUCUUGCGCGUGUUCUUCGCCCCAAAGAAGGAGGUACGCAAUAUCUGGGUGCCGAAGCGUGUCAUGGAUAAGAUCCGAAUGGAAGCCUUGGCAGGGCUGGAGGCGGCGAACGAGGGGGGUGAACUGGGCUUCAGCGAGGGGUUGACCUCCACCCCUAGCUCAGCUGCAUCCAGCAAGAAGGGCAAGGAAUAUUCCAGCAAUGCACUUUUCCCCGGCGGUAUCGUCCCGGAUCGAGCAUCGGGCCGGGCCUUCAUUAGCGAGAGCGACGCUUUGAUUGCCUUCUUCACAAGAGCAUCAUCAAGAACGCUACCCGCCAAAUCUCGCCGCACCGUCAAUAUCUCCAUCAUUCUCAACAUCCGUGACCGCCUCCCAUCUUUAACUGCACGACUACCAAAGCCCGGCGUCUUCGUCUCCAACCUCGCCAUGUCUAUCCAAGCUUUGCUUCCAGCCCAGGCCGUGAUUCCCAAGGAGCACAAGGGCCCCGCCGCAGAGAUGAAUUUCUCAUCCCUUGGUUUGACGGCGGCAUCGGUCAGGUCGAGCCUUCACGCUGGCCUCACAGAGCCGCAGCUCCGCGCCCUCGCCAAAGUGCAGUUGAAAGCAUACAAGUCGCGCCUGAUUGGUUUCCCCAUCCUCGGAGGCAUUGACUCCUUCCAGGUCCUCUUCAGCAGUCUGAAAGUGGGACCACUUUUCGAGAUGAACGUGUUCGCGCCGGCCAUCAUCAAGAAAGAGGAGGAGAAGCCGCCGGUCGACAAGGGCAAGGUUGUCGAGGCGGUGGCCGAUGCAGCAUCUCAAAUCGCAGACAAAACAACCGGUAGUGCUGGUCAGGAGGGCGCGACCGUGGCGGCUGCGGGUAGCUCUGGUGAAAUGAACGAGAAGACCGAAGAGGUCACUCCAGCUCCCAGCCAAGAGACAAAGACCGAAGUGUCCAAGGAGACGCGCAAGAAGCUUCCCAAAGGUUGCACUCCGGUCGGCAUUUUGGUCAUUCCCAAGAACUCAUCUUUUAUGCUUGCCAAGAUGCAGCUGUUCAUAUUUGCACGAGGAGCAAACGGUGCCUGGGUUCAGGGUACACUGCUGCCUCACGACUGGAAGCUUGUAGAGGAAGAAUUGAAGGAGAUUGACAGGCGGAGCUGCCUGCCAAUUUCGGCGCAGUCUUUUGCACCGUCUUGCAACGCUCACCAAAUCCAAUGCCAUUCGAUAUUGAUACUAUCACACAACAUGACCAUGGAUAAAGAUGUUGAAGUGGUUGAUUUCAAUCACCCAUUUACUCCAUACGAUGUGCAGCUUGACUUCAUGAAAACCGUCUAUGGUGUUCUCCAGCGUGGUGACGGUCAAGUGGGCAUAUUGGAAAGCCCAACAGGAACGGGAAAAUCUCUAUCGCUUAUUUGCGCAUGUCUCACAUGGCUCCGGCACUACAAACAGAAACGUUUCGAAGUUUCAUUGGAGAACACAACCAGGAACGUCACAAACGAGCCAGAUUGGGUCGUGGAGCAGGCUCUGAAUAGAAAAAGGGACGAGCUGGCGAAGCGCUGGCAAGAAAGAGAGGAGCGUCUCAAACAGAUCCGAGAAAAAGAGCAACGUGACGAGAAACGUGCGGCCAAACGGCGCCGCCUGCUUGAGGAGGACCGACAUGUCCGUUCUAGAGGUCAAGCACCCGAUGAAGAAGAGGAUGAGUUUCUACUCGACUGGGAAGGCGGAAAUGGAGGAGCGUCCGGUUUGGACGAUGCAUCGGGUGGACUCAGCAAAGAGACCAGAGAGCUCCUUGAGAAGGUUGGGCUAGGGUUUUCAAAACAGGACACCAGGUCGGAUGAUGAUAUUGAAGAAGACGUCAAGAUCUUCUACACUUCGAGGACGCAUUCUCAACUUACUCAAUUCAUCUCUGAGCUGCGACGUCCCAGUUUUCCCUCCUCAUUUCCCGGAGCAGAAGAAUCUUUGUCGUCAAAAACCGGGACCGAAACUCGCGAAUGCGUCAAGCAUGUACCGUUAUCGUCACGCCAGAAACUAUGCAUAAAUCCAGCAGUCGCACGCCUAGGCAGCGUAUCCGCCAUCAAUGACCGCUGCACUGAGCUACAGAAGAGCAAAGCAAAAUCAGAAGGCAAAAGAUGCCCCUAUGUUCCCAACCAAGAAAACCUGAGCGAAACUCACCAGUUCAGGGACGCAGCCCUAGCAACCAUUCCAGACAUAGAAGAUGCACAUAAGCUGGGCAAAUCGUUACAGGUCUGUCCUUAUUAUGCAACGCGGACAGCAAUCCCAGGCGCUGAAAUUAUAACUCUGCCAUAUCCUCUCCUAUUGCAAAAGAGUGCGAGAGAUGCGCUCGGAAUCGACCUCCAGGGCAGCAUAGUUGUGGUGGACGAGGCGCACAAUAUCAUGGAUGCAAUUGCAGGUGUGCAUUCGGCCGAGAUACGACUGGAAGAUCUGCGGAGAGGUCGCGAGAUGCUUUCGAUCUACGCAAAGCGCUUUGGCAAGAAGCUCAAGGCUGAAAACAGGAUUAUGGUUGGCCAGGUUGCUCGCGUGAUUCAGGGACUUUCUGAAUGGCUGGAGCGGGCGUUGGAGCAGUCGGUUGAGCAUGGCAUCAUUGACCCAAGGGUGCUACUCAAAACCAAGGGAAUGGACCAGAUUGACAUGUUUGCGUUGAUCAGCUACAUCCAAGAAUCGAAACUUGCCUACAAGAUCGAAAGCUACGCAGCACAUGUAGAUGAACUCAAAGAGGCAUCCACCGGCCAAAAGAAGACGAUUCGCACUUCUCCUGUCCUUCACAACCUCAGCAGUUUCCUUCUGGCUCUAACCAACCUGAGCACCGAAGGUCGCAUCUUUUUCGAAAAGGUAGCGGCAGACGGCAGUUCAAAGCAGCACGAUAUCAAACUAUCCUACAUGCUCCUCUCACCGACACACGCCUUCUCUUCCAUUGCUUCGAGUGCUCGAGCAGUAAUCCUAGCCGGCGGUACCAUGUCGCCUUUCCAAGACUACGAGACACACCUUUUCCCUACGCAUCCUCAAGACAAAAUUACAGAGCUCAGCUGCGGUCACGUAAUCCCUUCGUCAAAUCUCUGCGUCUGGACCCUGGCGAGCAUGCGACCUGUUACUACAACCGGUAACGCGGAUCUUUUCGAGUUUAGCUUCCAGAAACGGCGGGACAAGACCAUGAUUCAGCAGCUUGGUACUGCGAUUCUCAAUAUCUGCUCCGCUGUUCCUGAUGGUGUCGUUGUCUUCUUCCCUAGCUAUGGCUAUCUCGAUGAGGUCGUUGCUGCUCUGCAGCAGAAGCCUGCCACGGCGGGAACGGCAGCCACUUCGUCUAUUUGGGACAGGUUGCAGUCCAGGAAAGCUGUCUUCCGGGAGACAAAAGGUGGCUCAAGCGACCAGGUUCUAGAGGACUAUAGCAAUGCAAUACUCGAUGAAAAGGAUGUAGAAGGCAAACAGAGAUCUCCCAGCCAAAACGGAGCUUUGCUUCUCAGUGUCGUCGGCGGCAAGAUGUCUGAGGGAAUCAACUUUUCCGACCGACUGGGUCGAUGCGUCGUCAUUGUCGGCCUUCCAUACCCCAAUGUAGCCUCACCCGAGUGGAAGGCACGGAUGGAGUACAUUGAAAGCUCGACGGUAGCCAGGCUUAUGGACAAGCAGAACGCGACUCUGGCGGGUGAUAUAUCGGCCGGAGACAACAUUCCCAGAGCGACCGUCACCAAGCCAUCAUCUACCCUGACUCGGGAGCAGGCAGUCGCAGCGGGCAAGCAGGCGGCGCGCGACUUUUACGAAAACGCAUGCAUGCGUGCCGUCAACCAGAGCAUCGGCCGCGCAAUCCGACAUCGUGGAGACUAUGCGGCCAUCGUGCUACUGGAUAGACGCUUCGGCACCGAGCGCAUACGGGCCAAACUCCCUGGAUGGAUCAGUGGUGCUAUGGCGCCAGCUGGCAGUAAUGAAAAGACGGGCCUUCCGGGGUUGAUGGGCGCGCUCAACAAAUUUUUCAGGGAGAAGAAGGCUGACGGUGCAGGUCAAUAACGAUAAAUGUCUGUAUCGACCAAGUGUGGUUUGUCACUGGAGUUUCGGCAGCCAUAUUAUUUUGGCAC
Molecule: messenger RNA, 4808 nt
Organism: Pyricularia grisea
Lineage: Eukaryota; Fungi; Ascomycota; Sordariomycetes; Magnaporthales; Pyriculariaceae
Exons: 5
Coding region: 1-4740 (1579 amino acids)
Biological process (GO): nucleobase-containing compound metabolic process; establishment of sister chromatid cohesion
Cellular component (GO): nucleus
Molecular function (GO): DNA binding; DNA helicase activity; ATP binding
Source: RefSeq, a predicted model, not a curated record